Molecule: messenger RNA, 1423 nt
Organism: Pantherophis guttatus
Lineage: Eukaryota; Metazoa; Chordata; Lepidosauria; Squamata; Colubridae
Gene: B3GAT2
Product: beta-1,3-glucuronyltransferase 2
Biological process (GO): carbohydrate metabolic process; chondroitin sulfate proteoglycan biosynthetic process
Cellular component (GO): Golgi membrane
Molecular function (GO): galactosylgalactosylxylosylprotein 3-beta-glucuronosyltransferase activity
Source: RefSeq, a predicted model, not a curated record
GCGGCGGCGCCAGCAUGAAGUCGCUGAUCUUGAGCCGCUUCUUGGUGCUGCUGCCUUGGGUGCUGCUGGUGAUCCUCAUGCUGGACAUGGACGGCGGCAACCGGCCGCCCCGUCCGUCGUCGUCCCAUCUCGCCCGGCGGCCGCAGCAGCCCGCGCUUCGCCAGGAGGCGCCUCGGUGGCGGGAGGCCGAGCUGCAGCAGCUGCCUCUCAUCUAUGCCAUCACGCCGACCUACAGCCGGCCGGUCCAGAAAGCCGAGCUGACGCGCCUGGCCAACACCUUCCGGCAGGUGGCGCGCUUGCAUUGGAUCCUGGUGGAGGAUUCGGCGAUCGGCACCGAACUGGUCAGCCGUUUCGCCGCGGGGCUCGGCCGAGGGGGCGGCCCGCCCUGCACCCACCUCCACGUGCUGACGCCGCGCAGGUACAAGCGGCCGGGGCAGCCCAGGGCCACGGAGCAGCGCAACGCGGGCUUGGCCUGGAUCCGCCAGAGGCACCAACAUUUGCCGGCCCCUCAGCCGGGGGUGCUUUUCUUCGCCGACGACGACAACACCUACAGCCUGGAGCUCUUCGAGGAGAUGCGUACCACUAGCAAAGUCUCUGUAUGGCCCGUAGGGCUAGUGGGGGGCCGACGCUACGAGCGCCCAAUUGUGGAAAAAGGCAAAGUGGUUGGCUGGUACACUGGCUGGCGGGCAGGUAGGCCUUUCGCCAUUGAUAUGGCAGGGUUUGCUGUAAGCCUUCAGGUGAUUUUAUCCAACCCCAAAGCUGUAUUUAGACGCCACGGCUCACAACCUGGGAUGCAGGAAUCUGACUUUCUGAGGCAGAUUACCACAAUGGAGGAACUGGAGCCCAAAGCCAGCAACUGCACAAAGGUAUCAGUGUUGUUAUUUCCACAAUGGACGUUAGUCCCCAGAAGUCAACGUGUGGAGAAUCAAUGCCAACUAAUGUUUUUGUUCAACUUUUUCCAGGUUCUCGUAUGGCAUACCAGAACAGAAAAGGUAAAUCUAGCUAAUGAGCCAAAGUAUCACCUGGACAAUAUCAGAAUUGAAGUGUGACCCGUCGGCCUAAAUGGGACAUGCCAUAAUUAACGGAUGCGUCAAGACAUGCUUACCAUAUUCAGACUGUACAAAUUGCUAUUGUACAACUGCAGCCUUUGGCAGCCUAAUGGAAGACUACUGGCAUAUAGCUGAAGACGUGUCUACUUAGGCUUCACUUACUUUGCAUGCAUUUCUCUGUCCUGCUUUAAUUUUCUAACUGUUCCCAUUUCCUUUACACAUGGUUCAGUGAAGAGGUGGUAAUGCACUGAAAAGUUAUUAGUCUAAAAAAAAGAGAAGCUUUUACGCCGUGGCUUCCAGGUUUAUUCCUGAAUUUAAAAAGUAUUGUUUUUAAAGAAUAGACACAAUUCUUAUAGAAUAAAAUAAUUACACAA